Molecule: messenger RNA, 3739 nt
Organism: Selaginella moellendorffii
Lineage: Eukaryota; Viridiplantae; Streptophyta; Lycopodiopsida; Selaginellales; Selaginellaceae
Product: DNA-directed RNA polymerases IV and V subunit 2
Exons: 5
Coding region: 27-3365 (1112 amino acids)
Biological process (GO): DNA-templated transcription
Cellular component (GO): RNA polymerase II, core complex
Molecular function (GO): DNA binding; ribonucleoside binding; DNA-directed RNA polymerase activity
Source: RefSeq, a predicted model, not a curated record
GGAUUCGCUUGACCUAAAUAAAGAGGAUGGAGGAGGAGGCGUGUGAUGCCUGGUUCCAAGCGCGGGGACUGGUGGCGCACCAGCUCGACUCGUUCAAUCGCUUCUGCGGCGCAGGUGCGCAUUCGCUGGCCCUCCUCUUUGGCUCCCCCGCCCACUUCACCGACAUCAAGGGCGAGGUGAGGAUGGCAGCCAUGCCGCCAUGCCGCGACCCCGUGCCCGCGCUCACCACCAUCCGUAUCCGCAACCUAGUCCUCCACAAGCCCGCAGAUGCCACCACAGGCCGCCCCCUCUUCCCACGCGAGGCGCGCCUCAGGGGCAUCACGUACUCGGCGCGCCUCUGCGCGGACGUUGAGCUCCAGGUGGGUAUGGUUGACGCGGUCGCAGGAGAGCAGCGCAACCCCGUCGUCAACCGCGUCUUCCCAGCCGUGCACAUUGGCGACAUACCCAUCAUGGUCAACUCCCUGCUCUGCAACGGUCACGACGCCGAUGCCUUCGACUGUGGAGGCUACUUCAUCGUCAAGGGUGUCGACAAGGUAGUGCUUGCUCAGGAGCUGGUGUGGCCACAGGCGCUGCGCGUCCUGUGCCCCAAGACCGGCUCGGAUAACUGGAGAGUGGAGCUGGAGCAAGUCAAGGUGGAGCUGGAGCGCGGCGAUGGCGUCUUGUUACUGUCCGCGCCAGGGCUGGACACCAUUCCGCUGGUGAUCGUAUUGGCGGCCCUCGGAGUGUCGACGGACAGGCAGCUACUGGAGGUGAUGGUCCAUGACACUCAAGACGUGGAGCUGACGGAGCUGGUGCGGCCGUCCAUCGUGCAUGCUAGGGAGCAGAUGCAAGAGUUUGUUAACAGCAGCGGUGUCCACGGCGGCGGCAGGGACGUUACAAGCGUGGCUGUGGAGCUUGUGGGGAGCAGGAUCAAGUCGGUCACACCCUUGGCAGGCCCUGCACAAGAGAAGCUUGGCAGCUUGCUGUGCAACACGAGCAGCAGCAGGCCGGCAGACAAGGCUCUGCUGAUGGGCUACAUGGUGCGUUGCCUGUGCCUGUGCGUGGUGGGGAGGAGCACGGCGGACGAUAUCCACAGCUUGAAGAACAAGAGGGUGGACUUGGCCGGGGACUGCAUGUUCAAGCAGAUGAGACACUUGAGCGCUCGCUUCAGAAAGACGACGCUCAAGAGGGUGCUCAAGCAUGUGGAGGCUGGGGGACUAGAUUGCCUCACGGACAAUCUCAUCGUGGACAAGUCUGUCAUCACCAAUGGGCUGCGUGCGGCCUUUUCCACGGGGAUCUGGUCCCUCAACAGGUAUUCCUCUUGCACAAGUGGGGUUGUCGCCACCCUGCAGCGGGACAAUCCCAUGCACACCCUCUCUCAGUUGCGGCAGCUACGCUCCGCAUCGCGCUUUGUUGCCAACGCUGCUAGACUUCCGAACGCGUCCCACUAUGGCAGGAUAUGUCCCGUGGAAACUCCUGACGACCACCUCGCUAAGACCAUGGCAGUCUUCGCCACCGUGUCUGCUCCCAGGAGCCACGACAAUGUCUUGGAGCAGCUCUCCCACUGCCAAAUGCAAAGCUCCCAGGGGCCGUUGGUGGGGUGGGACAAUGUGUUUGUGAAUGGGCAAUGGGUGGGAGCGACGGACAAGCCAGGCACGCUGCUGCAGGCAAUGCGGAACCUACGGCGCAACAAGUUAAUCCAUCCAGAGACCGAGCUGGCUCGGGCUCCCAGCCGGGCGGAGAUACGGAUUUUCACCGAUGGUGGCCGCUUGCUGAGACCCCUCCUGGUGGUUGACAAGCAACGGGUGCUUUUGUCGACACGGGAGCACAGGCGCGAGCUGCGGGCCAGGCCUGCGCACGAGAGAUUCGACUACAUGCUCGACACCGGCUUGGUGGAGCUCUUGGGAGCUCAAGAGGAGAGCAAUGCCGUGAUCGCGGUGACACGCAGGGAGGCCGAGAGUAGCAGCAGUUUCACUCACGUGGAGAUGCAUCCGGCGUCCCUCCUGGGGGUGAGCGCAAGCGCCAUACCUUUCCUCAACCACAACCAGAGCGCCAGGGUCACACACCAAGCGCAGAAGCACGGGAAGCAGGCCAUUGGAUUCUACACGUGCGACAUCUUGUCCAGAAUGGAUACCAACGUGAGGCAGCUCUACUACCCGCAGCAGCCCCUGGUGUGCACACGCCUGGCGCAGCUCCUGGCCAGGCCCGAGCUCGCAAACGGAGUCAACUGCGUUGUAGCGGUUGCCUGCUAUGGUGGAUACAACCAGGAGGACUCGCUCAUCCUCAACCAGUCGUCGCUCGACAGGGGCCUGUUCCGCUCCACUCACUUCCGUGUCCACAGGGCCACCCUCGACUAUAGCUCCUCGGACAUACGCUUUUGUAGGCCGGAGACGGAAGUUGCGCGGAGCAACAGUGAUGGCAUUGACAAGCUGGACAGUGAUGGCCUGCCUUUCAUUGGUGCCGAGAUGAAGGCGGCAGACGUGGUUAUAGGGAAGGCGGGGCGGAGGCAAGCUUCCAAGCUUGUAGACCACAGCAGCAAGCUCCGGAAGCUGGAGCAGGGGUGGGUGGACCAGGUGGUGUGCAGUGGCGGCGACGAGGAAGGGGAGAGGCACGUCAGAGUUAGGCUUCGAGAGGCCCGAUGUCCGCAAGUCGGGGACAAAUUCAGCAGCAUGCACGGGCAGAAGGGUGUGGUCGGUAUGAAGCUGAGGCAGGAGGAGCUCCUCUUCACCCAGCAGGGGAUCGUGCCGGACGUGGUGAUCAACCCGCAUGCAUUCCCCAGCCGACAGACACUUGCUCAGAUGCUCGAGAGCGUGGUGGGGAAGGCGGUCGCGGCUUCUUGUGCUCGAGUGCAGGCCACUCCCUUCGCUCACCCACGCGCAGAGGAGAUUGCGCAGCACUUGGCCACGUGCGGUUACAACAAGUGGGGUCAAGAGCGUGUCUAUAGCGGGCGCACUGGCAGGAUGAUGGAGGCCAUGGCCACGGUUGGCCUCACUUUCUACCAGCGUCUGCAUCACUUGUCCGAGGACAAGAUGAAGUGGAGGGGUGCCAGUGGACCCGUACACCCGCUUACUCACCAGCCAGUCAAGGACAGGAAGCGGGAGGGGGGAACCAAGUUUGGCGAGAUGGAGAGGGACUGCCUCAUCUCCCAUGGUGCCUCUGCCACUGUCAAGGAGAGGCUCUUCUUUGUUAGUGACAGGUCCCUAGUCCCAGUCUGCACAAACUGCCAUAGGCUUGCUAUCCUCAACUGCAAGCAGCACCCUCGCUGCCUCUUUUGCAACCCGCAGCAACGCAUUGCCACACUAGACAUGCCACAUGCGUGUAAGCUCUUGAGCAUGGAGCUCAGAUCCAUGGGCGUGGACAUGAGAUUCCGAGUAUCACAACACUGACAAAAGUCAUGGAAGAGUAUCUUUUCCUGUCUUGGUCCGAUGUAGCGGCCAAUAACGAGCCAGGCGGGACACGUGGAUGAUGACAUGGACAGAGAUCGGCAGGGAGAUCCGACGUGGCGGGGAGGAGAUCGGUUUGUUACAGGGGAUCGGGCGGCGCAUCAGGAGGGACUUCUUGGGAUGCAGCAGGGCGGCGAUAAAAGGGAGAUCAUCUCAGGAGCAAACCCAAGGGGCCGGCGAGCAGGGGCGAUCAAGAUUCGAGCAAGGUGAGGGCUUUGAGCUCGUGUGAACUCUAGUAAGCCUUGCCUGGGCUUACGCCCAUUUUGGAACCACUACACUGAUCAGUUAUGUCAAUUUGGAUAUUUAAUUUGCCACCA